Penicillium taxi is the source of this 1206-nucleotide messenger RNA. Its product is annotated as undecaprenyl diphosphate synthase family protein. The record is from RefSeq and is a predicted model, not a curated record. Gene Ontology annotation, cellular component: dehydrodolichyl diphosphate synthase complex; membrane; lipid droplet. Lineage: Eukaryota; Fungi; Ascomycota; Eurotiomycetes; Eurotiales; Aspergillaceae. Gene Ontology annotation, molecular function: ditrans,polycis-polyprenyl diphosphate synthase [(2E,6E)-farnesyl diphosphate specific] activity. The transcript has 2 exons. Bases 1 to 1206 code for a protein of 401 amino acids.
AUGUCGGAUUCAAUACACCUGUCGCGCCUCCGGAAUUGGUUCCUUGCCUCUCCACCGAUCGAGUUUGCUAUCAGCCACCUCAAGGCGCUCCUCAUCGGCGCGCUACGACAAGGGCCCAUUCCUCAACAUGUGGCCUUCGUCAUGGAUGGAAACCGACGAUUCGCCAGGUCCCACGGAAUUGAGACGGUGGAAGGGCAUAACUUGGGAUUUGAGGCACUGGCCAGAAUUCUAGAAGUUUGUUAUAAGAGCGGUGUCAAAGUCGUCACGAUCUAUGCGUUCAGCAUCGAGAAUUUCAAGCGGUCCAAAUUCGAAGUCGAUGCGCUGAUGGACAUGGCGAAGGUGAAACUAUCGCAGAUGGCGCAACACGGUGAUUUACUGGAUCGGUAUGGUGCUAGAGUACGUGUACUAGGCCGACUCGAUCUGCUGAAGCCGGAUGUCCUGGCCGCUGUUAACAGGGCCGUCGACCUGACCAGCCGCAAUGGCGAACGCGUGCUGAACAUUUGCUUCCCUUACACCUCGCGCGACGAAAUCACCGGCGCUAUUCGUGAAACAGUCCAGGAUUAUAGCAAACCUCUCCAAUCUGCCCAUUCUGCCAAUCGAACCCCCUUCUCCGAAUCUCACAUCGCUCAUAAUAUCCGGGCCCAGACCCGUGUAUCUAAACCACAAGACACACACAGUGAUUCCGAGUCAUCGGCAGAUUCCUCUGUGCAGGAUGAUGAUCACUCUAGUCGAGUCUACGAAUCCGGUUCCGGUUCCGGUUCCUCAUUCUCUUCAUCCACGACGCUUCACCUUAUCGGUCAGGAUGGACAGCUACAUAAAACUGUGACACACGGCAUUACGUCAGAUGGUGACAGCCCUGUAUUUUUAUCUCCUGAAACAAUCACGCGCCAAACCCUCUCAGAUCACAUGUUGACAAAGGGUAAUCCACCCCUGGAUAUGAUUGUCCGAACCUCUGCCGUCGAGCGUUUGAGUGACUUCAUGCUUUGGCAAUGUCAUGAGAAUACUGAGAUCGUAUUCCUGGACGUUCUAUGGCCAGAAUUUGAUCUGUGGCACUUCUUGCCUGUGCUGCUCGGCUGGCAAAGACGCAUUUCCAAGGAUCGGCAGAAUCCAAACGCAGAGGGAAACUUCGCUGGUGAUAGCCCGGAAUCUAGUGAAGAGUCCUUUGAUAAAACGGGACUUCAGUCGAACAAGAUCAAAGCUAUAUAA